AGGUGCCUUGACCACACAGAGUACAUGAAGGAGAAAGAGAGGGCAGGAAGAGGAAGCAUGGAGCUGGCAGUCCUAUCUGUUCAGCAUACUGGGAUCUGAACCCUGGGAUUCUUUUUACUCUUGUGGUCUUUGUUGAAUGAGUUCUGUUCAUUAUUGUCUAGUUUUCUCUGGCACAAGGAAAACUAUUGAGCCUAGAGCAAGAAAAAAUCUUCUGGGGAAGAGAGGCUAUUCCUGAACAGUGCAAGGCUGCUGAAGGUUUUUAUCUGGAUUUCAGAAGCCUGCAAAUACUUGUGUCUUCAUCUGUACUCCAGAUCUUUCUGGUAAUUCAAAAACAGAAAGACACAUUGAUGUUGGGAUUUUUAAAGUGAUAACAUGACAGAUAAUUUCCUAAGGGAAUCUUGAGGGCUAGGGUCAAUGCAGACUGAAAGCAGAUAAUAUUACAUACAUUCAUGCAUACAGUACAUGCUACAUAUAGUAUAAAAGAAAGUUUCAGCCCCAAUCAUGGGCUCUCAGAUAUUUAGGCAUGUUAAUUUUUUGAACUGGUUGCUGUUGCUAUUGUCUCUGGAGUGUCCUUUUGCUGCUACUUAUUUUGAGUUAUCCACCUUGAGCAGUAAUUCAACUCAGUACAAGCCUGACCAUCAUGAUGCUGAGGGCUCUGCUCAGGAUGAGAGACUGCAUGUUUUUACAGUGGAUUAUAACUACGUGCAAAUUCCCUAUGAAGUUACACUUUGGAUACUUCUUGCAUCUCUUGCAAAAAUAGGUUUCCAUCUCUACCACCGACUGCCAAGCCUCAUGCCGGAAUGCUGCCUUCUGAUAGUUAUUGGGGCACUGGUUGGAGCAAUCAUUUUUGGCACUGAUCACAAAUCCCCACCAGUUAUGACUACCAACAUUUACUUCCUGUAUCUCCUCCCACCCAUUGUCCUGGAGGAGGGGUACUUUAUGCCCACUCGCCCCUUUUUUGAAAAUUUUGUGUCCAUCCUGUGGUGGUCUGUACUGGGAUCCCUCCUGAAUGCCUUUGGCAUCGGACUCUCUCUCUAUGGGAUCUGCCAGAUCGAAGCCUUUGGUCUCACUGAUGUUAACCUGCUGCAGAACUUGCUCUUUGGCAGCCUGAUUUCAGCUGUGGAUCCCGUGGCGGCACUAGCUGUUUUUGAAGAGGCCUCUGUUAAUGAGCAACUUUACAUGAUGAUAUUUGGAGAGUCUUUGCUAAAUGAUGGAAUUACUGUGGUGUUAUAUAACAUAUUCAUCGCCUUCACCCAGAUGCACCGAUACGAAGAGAUUGAACCUGUUGAUGUUCUUGCUGGAUUUGCUCGUUUCUUUGUAGUAGGACUAGGCGGAGUGCUGUUUGGCAUCGUGUUUGGAUUUGUUUCGGCAUUCAUGACUCGAUUUACACAGAACAUUUCUGCCAUCGAACCACUGCUUGUCUUCAUGUUCAGCUAUUUGUCAUAUUUGUCUGCUGAAACCCUCUACAUCUCAGGCAUUCUGGCGAUGACGGCAUGUGCAGUGACUAUGAAAAAAUAUGUGGAGGAGAAUGUUUCCCAGAAUUCCUACACAACCAUAAAGUACUUCAUGAAGAUGCUGAGCAGUGUCAGCGAGACCCUGAUUUUCGUGUUCAUGGGAGUGUCCACAGUUGGAAGGAACCACGAGUGGAACUGGGCUUUUGUUUCCUUCACUCUGCUCUUCUGCUUGAUUUGGCGUGUGCUAAGUGUGUUUGCUCUCUUUUAUAUCAGCAACAAGUUUCGGACUUAUCCCUUCACCAUUAAAGACCAGCUCAUUAUUGCCUACAGUGGCCUUCGAGGAGCCAGUAGUUUCUCUCUUGCAUUUUUGCUUCCGAUGUAUCUCUUCCCUAGAAAGAACAUGUUCAUUACGGCUACUCUUGUAGUUAUAUAUUUCACUGUGUUCAUUCAGGGAAUCACAAUUGGUCCACUGGUCAAGUAUCUAGAUGUUAAAAAGACUAACAAGAAAGAGUGCAUUAAUGAAGAGAUUCAUGUACGAAUGAUGGAUCACUUGAAGGCUGGAAUUGAAGAUAUAUGUGGGCACUGGAGUCACUAUCAACUGAGAGACAAAUUUAAAAAGUUUGACACUAAAUAUCUAAAGAAAAUCCUGAUCCGGGAGAACCAGCCCAAAUCCAGCAUUGUAUCUCUGUACAAGAAACUGGAAAUCAAACAGGCCAUUGAGCUGGCAGAGAGUGGGAUGAUAAGUUCAGCUGCAUCGACAACUUCUCUCCAGAGCUAUAGAAAUCAAAGAAUGCAUAGGCUUUCCCCUGAAGAGGUGGAGUCCAUGCGGGAUAUGCUGGCACAUAGUCUGUAUCAAGUACGACAAAGGACGCUGUCAUAUAACAGACACAACCUGCCAACAGAAACAAACGAGAAACAAGCCAAAGAAAUUCUCAUCCGUCGCCAGAACAGCCUGAGGCAGAGUGUCAGGAAAGGAAACAGCUUACCUUGGGGGAAACCGGCUAGCACCAAAAAUGUGCGUUUCCUCUCUUUACGGUAUGGUACUCAUCAUCCAGCUAGACGAAAAGCAAGGCAUGAUGCUUCUACAGGUGAUUACAGCAGUGAUUCUGAUUCAAUGGUCUCCAUCAUGUUCAGUCCACAGCUCCGAGCAGGCUCACUUGGAGCAAACCGUCAUCAGCAGGAGAUGGUUCCGAUGGAGCAGUUAGAUAGAAGAGAGAAACUGUCAGAUUUUGCAGGUCAGAGGGGAACCCCAAGCAAGCAGGAUCACACAGCUAGAAUAAGAAGACCGGCUUUAAUGCCAAAGCCCCAGUUUGAUGCAGUAUUUGAAGAAGAAAUACAGGGAUAUGAAUCAGAAGAGGAGGAAGAAGCAGUCAUGGCAUCAAGGCCAUCAGUCAAAUGGGCAGCUGAGAAAAGAAAUGUAAGACAUUUCCACAAAGCCCCAAGCUCCCCAUUCUGGAGAAAAUAGCAAAGUUCUUAUGUGAACCAUAAUUACAAUGUUCAUCUUGGGACCUCUAAACUAAUUCUGAUACCGGUUCUAAGCACAGCACGAAGGUUCUUAGAAGUUCUGCGUAGAAUCAAAUGCUUGAACGCUCAGAUUGAAGGUUGUUUGCCUGAAGCCACUGAAUGGCACAAUAGUAAAUGACUACUGUAUCUGCUGGAAGAGAGUUGUAUGUUAACUUAACUUACUAUAAAUAUUCACACACAUUUCACUGAUGGUAUCUCAUAAGUCUAUCUUCUGUACUAUGGCUAUGAUCCAGCAAAGCGCUUAAGCAUGUGCUUGAAUUGAGCUCAUGAGUAAUCCCAUUGACUUCAGUGAGCUCCCUCACAUGCUUAAAGUUAAGCACAUGGUGACGUUCUUUUCUGGAUGAGGGCCUAUAUAUAUAAUCUAUCACUGUGCUACAUCUCUUACAAUGUACUUCUGAUUUGGUCCAACAAACAUGUGAUCCAUAAAAUUUGGCAAGCACCACUGGGGGAAAAAACACCUCUUCUUUCUGUUCAUAAUUCAAAAUAGUAUUCAGAAGUUUAGAAUGAAGCAUAUCAUCUAUGUUAAAUGCAUACAAAGAUUUGAUGAAACUUAAGUCCUAUUUAUAUUUUUCUAUUAUAUGCAUAGAAAGAAAGUAUUCAUUUUCCUUUAAAAUUAGAGUCAAUGGGACAACUAUUAACAUAAGAAUGGAUUUUGUCUUUUGUACUUGCAUUGAAUAGACAAUGAAUAAAAUUUCUAAAAAGCCAAAAACAAUUCCACUUUCUUGUAUGAAACAAAAGGACAAUUGUACAUAAUAACUUGGGAUAGAUUUAAACCAAAUCCCUAGAUCAGAUAAUCCCUAAAUUUUGGAAAAGUUUGAGUCCAGGUCCAAACAUUGUACUGGCCCUAUCUCUUUUGUAGGUUGAACUAAAAUCCUAGAUUCAAAUAACCCAAAUUUUGGGAAAGUCCAGAUCUGAACAUGGUGGCUCAGGUCCAUCUCUAAUAACAACAGGACACUUUGAUGAAUAUCUAACAAGAGUUCUACUGGCUUUCUUAGUCAAAGUCUCCACCGUGCCAAUCAAAGCAGAGCAGGAAAAUAUUUGGAAAUUCACCACAUCCAGCAGUGGGGAGGUGUGCUCCUAAUCUGAUCUGCUCUCGCUUGCCCAGGACAUUGGAAAAUUAUAGGGUGUAUUUCAGACCCUGUUGAUAUUUGUAUUAGCUUGGGGAAAAAAACAAAACAAAUUAAAUUGGCGUGUUAUCCAGUUGAAAUCAAAACAUUAUUUUAAAAGGUCACUUUACACUUCCACCUGGUAUUUUCUUAACAUGCAGUGCAAACUAUCUAAUUACUAUUUCAUACCUCUUUUAGAGUGAAAUCCACUCCAUCUCACAGAGCCCACAGAAGAUCCCCACAGCAAUGGAACUAUUGCCGUUUCAUAGAGCAGCAUAGAUACACAGAAACCAUCUGCAGAGAGUGGGUGGACAUGGGGACUAUGUACUCCAUGCACUCCAGAGUCAGGUAGGAGGAUAGAACAAGAGAACCAGCUGAGUGGUUAGAUGUUGCAGGUUGGAGGGACUGAGACUGAGGUGGUGGAGAGAAAGUUGGGGAGGGGUUGAGACGAUGGUGAGGGGGAGAGGGAUAGUGAAAACGGAGUGAAAUCUCUGUACUGCAUCACUGUUCUCCUCGGAGAAGUCUGUGAGAUUCUGGGUGAAGAGAGAAUCAAGGAAGAGAAUUUGAGAAGAGAUUCAGUAUAAAGAAGAACCAUUAUGAGUUGUGCAUGCAGCAUAUUUCCCCUUUCACAAGACUUCAUGGAGGGCUUUCUAUGGGGAUGGUUAUACCGAGCCAUCUCAAGGAGGGGCAUGGGGUAACUACUGUUGCAUGUGGCGCAGCUGGAGAAUGCACAUCAUCUGGCCACUGGUGUCAUGGGGGUUACCUGGGAAAAAGGGAUCCACCAGAAUUUUUAAAAGAGCGUGCUUAAUAUGUACUCUUUAAUUCUUUAUACAACCUUGAGUGGGUGUAGAGUGUUUAAAGACCAAUCAAAUGUGAGCAAGGAGCAAGCGUAUUUUAAAAUUUCAUGUAAGCGGAUAUUUAUUUUAUCUGAUUUUUUGCAAGUCUUUUAAAAUACAAAUAAAAUCAAUGGGGAGACUGAGACAAGUCUCAUCCUAUUUGUUUGUUUAUUGCUAAGCUUUUAUUUUUCCAGAAAUCAA
Molecule: messenger RNA, 5121 nt
Organism: Chrysemys picta bellii (western painted turtle)
Lineage: Eukaryota; Metazoa; Chordata; Testudines; Emydidae
Gene: SLC9A4
Product: solute carrier family 9 member A4
Biological process (GO): proton transmembrane transport; potassium ion transmembrane transport; sodium ion import across plasma membrane
Cellular component (GO): plasma membrane
Molecular function (GO): sodium:proton antiporter activity; potassium:proton antiporter activity
Source: RefSeq, a predicted model, not a curated record